This is a messenger RNA of Spea bombifrons (plains spadefoot toad), 4074 nucleotides long. RefSeq names its product adducin 2 (gene ADD2). Lineage: Eukaryota; Metazoa; Chordata; Amphibia; Anura; Pelobatidae. The coding region runs from base 163 to 2334 and encodes 723 amino acids. The transcript has 15 exons. Gene Ontology annotation, biological process: barbed-end actin filament capping. The record is from RefSeq and is a predicted model, not a curated record. Gene Ontology annotation, cellular component: postsynaptic density; cytoskeleton; plasma membrane. Gene Ontology annotation, molecular function: actin filament binding.
UUGUUUGCCAGCUGUACCGAGAGAGGGCUGGGCUUCUCUUCUCUAACCAUCUAACCAUCAGCCGGGAGAUAGCAUGGGAUCCCCAACCUGCGAGAGAUAACCUUCCCACCGCACAACAUAAAAGGUGUCCAUGUGGGAGAAGGAAGACGUGAAGAAGCAAAUAUGAGUACUCAAACUACCCCAGAUCCUGUCUCCUCUCCCCCAUCUCAUGGGCAGAAAUACUUUGACCGAUAUACAGAUGAUGAUCCAGAAUAUCUUCGUAUUAGAAACAUGGCAGCUGACCUUAGGCAGGACUUCAAUGUGAUGGAGCAGAAGAAGAGAGUGACCAUGAUUCUCCAGAGCCCAUCUUUUAGAGAGGAACUGGAGAGUCUCAUCCAGGAACAGAUGAAGAAAGGAAACAACUCCUCCAAUAUCUGGGCUCUCAGGCAAAUUGCUGACUUUAUGGCCUGCACCGCUCCCUCUGCCUUCCCCACCUGUCCCAUCAACUCUUCAAUGGUGACGCCUAUCAAUGACAUUCACUGCAACGAUCCUGUUCCACUGGCCAAGGGUGAGAGGCUCAUGAGAUGCAAGCUUGCCAGUGUAUACAGACUACUCGACGUCUAUGGAUGGGCUCAGCUCAGUGGAACAUUUGCUUCGAUAAGAGUUAAUAAAGAACAGGACCAUUUCUUAAUAAGCCCUCGAGGGAUUGCUUGCUCUGAGGUGACAGCUUCAAGCCUUGUGAAGGUCAACAUUUUGGGGGAGAUGGUGGAAACGGGUAGCACCAGCUUUGAGGUGGACACGUAUGACUUCAGCCUUCACUCUGCCGUCUAUUCUGCAAGACCAGACGUGAGAUGUAUCAUCCAGCUACACACUGCAGCCACAACUGCGGUGUCAGCAAUGAAAUGUGGUCUCUUGCCCAUCUCUCAUGACGCCUUGCUGGCUGGGGAGGUGGUCUACUAUGACUAUAAUGGUGACAUGGAAGAGGAAAAAGACAGAAUUGAACUCCAAAAGUGUCUGGGACCCACAUGCAAGAUUCUCGUUCUGAGGAAUCACGGAGUGGUGGCGCUCGGAGAAACAGUGGAAGAAGCUUUCUAUAAAAUUUUCCACCUGCAGGAGGCUUGUGAAAUUCAGGUCUCCGCAGUGCCCAGUGCUGGAGGUCCCGAGAACCUGAUCCUGUUGGACAAGGAAAAGUGUCGGCCCCACGAGGUGGGCACGGUGGGCUGGGCUGGCAGCAUGUUUGGACCCAUGCAGAAGAGCCGGUUGGGAGAACAUGAAUUUGAGGCUUUGAUGAGAAUGUUGGAUAAUCUGGGUUACCGUACAGGAUAUGCUUACCGGCACCCAUUUGUCCAAGAAAAAACAAGACACAAGAGCGAGGUGGAGAUACCAGCCACCGUGACUGGGUUUGUUUUCGAGGAAGAGGGCGUUCCUCUCUCUACCCUACGUCAACACGCCCAGAAACAGCAAAAGGAAAAGACCCGCUGGCUAAACACACCCAACACUUACUUACGGGUCAAUGUGGAUGAAGAAAAUGUAAGCAGCCCUAGGAGCAAAACCACGUGGCUGAAAGCAGAUGAAGUGGUGAAGCCCAGCAGUGGAAUGCCAAUCCGUAUUGAGAACCCCAAUCAAUUUGUACCACUAUUCACAGACCCUCGUGAAGUCCUAGAAACAAGGAACAAAAUCCGAGAGCAGAAUCGCCAAGAUGUGAAGUCUGCCGGUCCUCAGUCUCAAUUAUUGGCUAGUGUUAUAACAGAUAAAAGCAGAAGCCCGUCUGCAGACAGUCACUUGGCUUCCAAAACAGAAGGUGAAACCAAGGAGCAGCCAUCUCCAGAAGAGCCACAAGAACCUGAGACACCCAACCCAUUUAGCCAGCUGACUGACCAGGAGCUGGAAGAAUAUAAGAAGGAGGUGGAAAGGAAGAAGCUGGCCCCUGAUGAUUUGGGUGACAAAGAAAUAUCCAAUGAGGAUUCACAACCUUCUCUAGUGACCCCGCCCACUUCUCCAGCCAGAAGUCCCACAAAAGUCCCUGCUGCAUCUGGGUCUCCUUCAAAGUCCUCAGAAGGCACGGAGAGGAAGGAAAAGACCCCAGCAGCCACAGAAGCAGAAACUGCAGAAGAAAAAGCCCCACCAUCUGUGGUGUUAAACGGUAAAGAGGAGGAUCAGCCUCCUCCAGAGGAACCACCGGCUAAAGUCACAGACACAGAGACCCCCAAAGGGAAAAACGAUACCGUUCACAAUGCCUCCCCAGAAGGAUCCCCCACAAAAUCACCCUCCAAAAAGAAAAAGAAGUUCCGUACACCUUCCUUCUUAAAGAAAGGAAAGAAGAAAGAAAAGGAAAAAGAAAAAGUAGAGUCCUGAUUUCCUGGAGAAAACUGAACAGAUAGGGUAAUCAAGCCCCUUUGCUGCCAGGGGGUUAAAUAUACCCUGUUUAAUAGGGACAUCAAGAUUAGAGAUGGGCUGUUUGCUCGUGACUCAGUCAUAUGUGUACGGACUGGGCUGGACAGAUCAGAAGGUCCACAGCCUCCUUGAACAAUCCAUCUUAUCUCUCUAAAAGACAUUUUCAUAAUGUUUCCAGCACCGCAGACACCAGGAGGAUGAACACUGCACCCGACCUAGUUUAAAGACCCACAAUCAUGUGAUAAACCUCAGUUUUAUGUUUUCCAUAAAAAAAAGAACACUGUUUAACAGUAAAUUACGUUCUCUUUAAUCAUAGCCAGAUACCGGGAAGGGCAGCCUAAUAACUGGAGAUAUCCAUACAAAACUAUGGAGAUCUGCCAUGUUUUGGCUAUUAUAGUGAAUGUGGAGGCAACCAUAGUGGCUACGGCUACUUAUGACAUUAGAAUAUCUGCUUUCUCUUAGAGGCCAUUGCCUCCUGGUUGGUAGAUUAUUCAUCACUACACAAAAUAAAUACACUUAUUGCAGAUCUGAAUAUAUUCCAAUGCACGUGAACACGUAUCCAUUUUGGGGGAUGCUGUACUGAAUAUUCUGCAUUUAAUCCAUUAUCCACAAUCCCAAGAGUCGAUCACAGACAAUACUAGCCCAUGGGCUGGCAUUUCAUUAUUUAUAUGGUACUUUGUGGCAUUUGGGAAACAAAUAAAAAUGCACAUCCGGGUCUCCCUCUUGGUGCGCUUUGCUUGGAUCCAGCCACAAACUACAACAGCUCAGCCCACGGCACCAUAAUGCCCCAAGGCGUGCCAAGAUGGACAAUCCACCCCUGACCGGGCUUCAUUUCUUAUCUGUGGUUCUUCACUUAGGUUAUCAUGUUUUAACGUGUUCUUUGUAUUCUUUGGAUUUGUAUAUGGUACAAGUAGGUUGUAGUUUAAAGACAGACUCUCAAUUAAAAGCUAUCGUGUCUUGGAGGGGGGAGAUAUUUUAAGGACCACGAGACCAUUUUAUUUUCUUAUUUGUUGUAAAGACCAGGAAUCCAACAGGGUAUGUGACUUGUGAGGGGGACACUUCUGGAUUUACCAAGCUUGAAAUACAGAUGCGAUGACCACAUCACUUUAGGUGUAGAGUUGUGCCGUGUUAGCCAUGGAAAGCGAGAAAGCUAAUUUGGUAAAGAUGAUACCUUUAUUGGCUAACUGACGUAGAAUGGAUUGCAAGCUUUCAAGACGGUCUAGGUCUCUUCCACAGGCAUUUUAUACAUCGCUUUAUUAACCGUUUCUUUGAAGUUUUACUUCUUUUUGAUGUUUUUUGUCAAUGGUUUAUGCAACAGUGAUACGGAUAGUUGGCAGUGAGGACUUUCUGUGUGGGGAAAAAACCAACAUGGCUUCCGUCUAAAUAGCACUUCUCUUUGAAACCAUAUUUUUCAAAAUGGAACCUUACACCAACGUUCUAAACGACCGAAUCCGUGGAUUCUCCCUCAUUCACAACACACUGUUUAGCAAUAUUUGUGUGACAGAUAGUGGGGGGAAAAGUGACAUUUUUACAGAACUUUACACAUUUCAUUGAGUCGAGUUGAUCACCAGAAUACUCUUCUUGAAUAUGCAUUCCAAUAACUUUUGGGGGAGAUCUUGAAUGUUCCCUGUGCUGUGACACCAAUAAUACAACAUAUUUAUUGUCUUACAUCACCCGAGUAUAAUAAAAUGAUACAAGGAA